Molecule: messenger RNA, 3067 nt
Organism: Leptosomus discolor (cuckoo roller)
Lineage: Eukaryota; Metazoa; Chordata; Aves; Leptosomiformes; Leptosomidae
Source: RefSeq, a predicted model, not a curated record
UACAAAUGGGCAGUACUUGAAGCAAGGCAAGUAUGGAGCAGCUGUAGUGGGGAACCAUGCCACCAAAGAGUACAGGAUCCUCCUUUACAUCAGUCAGCAGCAACAGAUCACAAGUGCGAGGAUCCACCCGGGCUUCAUACUCACGGUUCAACCCAACAAUUACAGUACGUUCUAUGAUGAUCAGAGGCAAAACUGGUCCAUCAUGUUUGAGUCGGAAAAGGCAGCAAUGGAUUUCGGUAAACAGGUCUGCAUUGCCAAAUGCAACAGCUCCCCAGUGCUCGAUGCAGUCCUCUACCAGGAUCUCCUCCUUGGGGAAGGGCAGGGAGUAGAGGGGGGAGACUCUCUGGAGGUUGCCUAUACGGGUUGGCUGUUCCAGAACAACGGGCUUGGACAGGUGUUUGACUCGAACGUUAACAAAGACAAGCUGUUGCGGCUGAAGCUGGGUUCUGGAAAGGUCAUCAAGGGCUGGGAAGAAGGAAUGGUGGGGAUGAAGAAAGGAGGGCGAAGGUAUCUCAUUAUUCCUCCAGCAUGGGCCUAUGGAGCUCAGGGAGUGGCCGGCCGUGUCCCUCCAGACUCUACUUUGGUUUUUGAGGUGGAAGUUAGGCGGGUGAAGUUGGUGAAGGAAUCCUCUGGUUCGGAUGGACAGAGCGUUAGCUCAAGGGAUUCUCCUGCCCCGUCUCCGGUACCCAGUUCAGAUGGCUUCUCUGCAGACACUGGCUUGCUGCCUCCGUCCACCAUACCUCCAAAGCCUGGGGAGCCAGCUGUUCGGGCCAAGUCAAACUCCAUCAGUGAACAGCUGGCAAAUCCAGAUGUAGCAAAGGCAAAGCUAAUUUCUCGGAUGGCUAAAAUGGGACAGCCCAUGCUGCCUUUCCUGGCUGGGACAGCGGGUGGUCAGCUUGACUCCAGUGACUCGGAAAUAGAGGAUCCAAAUACGCUGAGAGGGACAGCACAACCAGUGGCUUCAUCUUCAGUGAGACCGUCGCAGCCAGCUCAUGCAGUACUGCCCACGGUGUCAGCACAAGUACCUCAGGCGUCUGGUUCUACACCGCCGGUAUCUUCUGCUGCUUUAAUACCUGCCACGAUCCAGCCCCAUUCAGCUCUACCCGCAGGAGCACAGGGCUUUCAGGCAUAUCCAGGAAUGGCAUUUGCUUACACCCAAACUGCUGCGUCUGCUUCUCAGCUCCAGCCUGUAGGACAGAUGUAUCCCGCCCCGUACCAAGGACCAGGGGAUGUGACUUCCUUUUUGAUGACAGAAGCUCGGCAGCAUAACACUGAAAUCCGGAUGGCUGUUAGCAAAGUAGUAGAUAAAAUGGAUCAUCUGGCUGCCAAGGUGGAGGAGUUGAAGAAACAAAGUGCUGGUAACAGCUCACUGCUGCCUGGUAUCUCCUCUGUUACUAUGGAAGCCUCCAUGAUCAUGAGCAAUAUCCAACGCAUAAUCCAGGAGAAUGAGAGGCUGAAGCAAGAGAUAUUUGAGAAGAGCAGUCGUAUUGAGGAGCAGAACGAGAAGAUCAGCGAGUUGAUUGAGCGGAAUCAGAGGUACGUCGAACAAAGUAACUUGCUAAUGGAGCAGAGGAACCACUCACUGCAAACAACAAAUGAAAACACACAGGCAAGAGUGUUGCAUGCAGAGCAGGAGAAGGCCAAAGUUGCAGAGGAGUUAGCAGCUGCCACAGCACAGGUUUCCACGCUGCAGCUGGAGCUGACUGCCCACCAGAAGAAGGAGAUGGACCUGCGGAAACAGCUGUCUGCCGCUUUGCAGGAGGCAGAGCGACACGAGGCGCAGCUCAACAAGCUGCAAGCGCAGUUAGCAGAGCUUCAGGAGGCCUCUGAGGACACUCAGACUAGAUUCAAAGCUGAGAAGCAGAGCCGCAGACAGCUGGACAUGAAGAUCACAGCGCUGGAAGAAGAGCUAACAGACCUGAAAGUGGAAAAGACGACUCUUGAAAGGAAUCUUGCAGAGAGAAAGAAGAAAUCCCUCUCAGAGAGAGCUCAAGCAGAGGAAGAGAUGGAAGAAAUACGCAGGUCAUACCAGCAGGAACUGGACAAGCUUCGACAGUUGCUGAAAAAGGCACGGACUUCAACUGACCAGGCAGCAGCAGAGCAGCUGUCACUCAUCCAGGCAGAGCUGGAAUCCCAGUGGGAAGCCAAAUGUGAACGUACACUGGCCUCGGCCAAGGAGCAGCAUGUUCGACAGUACCAGGAGGUGUGUGAGCAGAGAGACUCCCUGCAGCAGCAGGUGUCCCAGCUGGAAGAGAAGGUUGCAGCUCUAAAACACUCGAAAAAAGCAGAGGAGCAAAAAUUGUCUGAGUUUCAGCAACGUUUGGAGCAACUAGAGCCUAUCAAAGAGAAGUAUUCAGCCUUGCAGGCUGACGUCGUGGUGCUGAGGAGUCGCUAUGAAGAGCGCAUCCGAGACCUGGAGAAGGACCAGGGUGGAUCUUCACCUGCAGACUUCGCAGAACAAGUAAAGAAGAUCAUGAACGGUGUAUUUCAGUCUCUUCGGGGUGAAUUUGAGCUGGAAGAGACAUACAGUGGCAGGACAGUCCUGGGUGUUGUCAUGAACACAAUUAAGACUGUAACACUGCAGCUACUCAGCAGGCAGGAGGAGAAACCAGAUCAUGACAGGAAAAAGGAGGAAUCUGGAACAGGAGCAGCGAGACCGGAGGGAUCACCUGGAACAAAGGCUGCCCGUGAAGAGCCCGUGCAGCAUAGCCCAGCCCAGAGUGUUGCGUCCCCAGCUGAUCCUGGGCAAGCAGCCCCAGGCUCCGUGGUGUCGGACCAGGAAGGAGAGGCUGCUCCUCUGUCUGCCAGGCCCAGCGCUCCUGAGGAGGAGCAGGCGACGCAGAGCAGUGGAGUGUCGGAAGAGGAGAAGGUCCAGGGGGAGCAUCUCCUUCCCACGGCUGAAUCUUGCCUGGAUCCUGACGAGGGGCCUGUCCUUGCAGGACAGGCUGUUCCUGAGGCGGGUGAGGACUUGGCGCCGGCUGAGCAGAGGCAGGAGAGCGAUGCCAUCGGGAAGGCUGAGGCUGAACGCGGCCCCUCCAGAGUAUCUUGGCAGGCAGAAGUUGCAGAA